Messenger RNA from Musca vetustissima, 642 nucleotides. Its product is annotated as glutathione S-transferase 4-like. The record is from RefSeq and is a predicted model, not a curated record. Bases 1 to 642 code for a protein of 213 amino acids. The transcript has a single exon. Gene Ontology annotation, molecular function: glutathione transferase activity. Lineage: Eukaryota; Metazoa; Arthropoda; Insecta; Diptera; Muscidae. Gene Ontology annotation, biological process: glutathione metabolic process.
AUGGAUUUCUAUUAUUACCCCAUUUCGUCGCCCUGUCGUGCUGUGCUAAUGACAGCCAAAGCUGUGGGUGUUGAAUUGAAUAAGAAAUUAAUGAGCGUCUUUAAAGGUGAAAAUUUAACACCCGAAUUUUUGAAAAUCAAUCCCCAACACACCAUCCCGACGCUAGUGGAUAAUGGCUUCGCUUUGUGGGAAUCACGUGCCAUUAUGAUCUAUUUGGUUGAGAAAUAUGGCAAGCAGGAUGAUCCCUUGUAUCCCAGCUGCCCUAAGAAACGUGCUCUGAUCAAUCAACGUUUGUAUUUCGAUUGUGGAACUUUCUAUAAAGCAUAUUCCGAUUAUUUUUAUCCACAAAUGAAACAAAAUAAACCAGCUGAUCCGGAGCAGUAUAAGAAAAUCGAGGCGGCUUUGGAAAUGUUCAAUACAUUUUUAUCGAAUUCGAAAUAUGCUGCUGGCGAUAAUCUGACAUUGGCUGAUUUGGCACUAUUGGCUUCGGUCAGUACCAUGGAUGUUUAUGAUAUUGAUGUUAAUAAAUAUGAAAAUGUCGCCCGUUGGUAUGCUUUGGUUAAGGAGACUGCACCUGGUGCCGAUGAAAAUUGGGCUGGCUGUUUGGAGAGGAAGGAAUUCUUUAAAAAUAUGAAGAAAUAA